Messenger RNA from Agelaius phoeniceus (red-winged blackbird), 2118 nucleotides. The record is from RefSeq and is a predicted model, not a curated record. NCBI's taxonomy places the organism in Eukaryota, Metazoa, Chordata, Aves, Passeriformes, Icteridae.
UCCCACAUUAUUCCAUCCCACCUCUUGAAUUUACACCACACACGGGAUACUUAGUUAAACAUAUCAGACAGCUGGGAAUGCUUGGGGUAAAUCAUGGAUAUGGUGCAGGACGUCCAUAAUUUCCCUGAUCUUUUUGUUAAUUUCACUGAAUUCUAUGGCAGGAAGGUGGAAUGAGAUGGUCCCUGAGGUCCUUUCCAGCCCUGUGGGCAUGGUGGGAUAUGGUCAGAUCUCAAUUUCCUUGCAGUCUGGGAGGAUGGAUACGCUGAGGAACCGGACAGUGGAGGAGCUGCGGGAGCUGCAGGAGGAUUCCCAGGAGAUCGAGCGCUUGGCUUUGGAAUCCCAGGAGGUCCAGGAGCUCCAGCUGGAAAGGGAGAUGGCCCUGGCUGCCAACCGGAGCUUGGCCGAGCAGAACCUGAAAUUCCAGGCACCGCUGGAGAUGGGGCGCAGUGACCUCUCCAAGAAAUACCAGGAGCUGCAGGAGCUGGCUGGGAGGUGCAGAGAGCAGAAGGAAAAGCUGGAGAAAUUCUCGGCAGCGCUGCAGCCUCAGACGUUGCUGGAUCUCCUCCAGGUGGAAAGCCAGAAGAUUGAAGAGGAGUCUGAGAAAAUGGCUGAGAAAUUCCUGGAGGGGGAAGUGCCCCUGGAGACAUUCCUGGAGCAGUUUUCGGGGAUGAGGAAGUUGUCCCACCUGCGCCGGGUCCGAGUGGAAAAGCUGCAGGAGAUCGUGAGGAAGUCAGAGGGAUCCCAGGAGCGCACCAGGGACUCUCAGCCUCCUCUUCCUCCUCCUCCUCACAUUCCCACAGAUCCACCAAAACCCUUCCCAUCAGGAUCUCCGGCCUUCCCUCUACCCUACAGCCCGGCUCCGACCCUCCCUCCUGGCCCCACUGCCCAUGGAGCGCUUCCUCCUGCCCCUUUCCCAGGAUCCCCAGUCGCCGUGGGACACGCGGCUUCCUCCCAGCCCAGCUCCCAGACCUCCUUUCCCUACCCUCUUGCUCCAGCUCCCGGAUAUCCAGCAGCUUCCACUGCUGACUCUGCACCAGGGUAUCCCAAAUCCACCUCCGGAGGCUUUUCCUGGUCUCCAUCCCGGGGCCCACCACAGCCCUUGCCCUAUCCUGCUCCCCAACCCUCUCCUCCCCCUGCCAGACCAGGAUACUCUCCCUACAUCCCACCUGGACCAGGGAGACCGCAGUGUCCAUACCCCACUCAGCCCCCUCUCCCGAAUUUCCCGAUCCCAACACAGGCUCCCUAUCCCGGGCCUCCCCCACCCUUUGGAUACCCCCCACCUCCAAACCCUCAGCGUCCUACCUGGCCUGGAUACUAAUCCAGGACUUCUGAGGAGCAUCCUGUGCUGAUUCCUCCUUUUUUUUGGGACUGAGGAAGAGGAGGGAUUCCAGAGUGUUGCUCCUGGAUCCGUCGGUGCAAAGGAAUUACAUGGGAUAAGUAACAGCUCCGGAGGUCGGAGUGAGAGGCAGAGCCAGACCAGCAGAAAUCCGAAGAGGAGAAACCUCCAGGGAAACCUUGGAGCACCUUCCAGUGCCUAGAGGGGCUCCAAAAGAACUGGACAAGGACUUGGACAAAGACUUGGAGUGAUGGGAUAACGGGGAAUGGUUUCACCCUGUCAAAGGGUGGGUUUAGGUGGGAUUUUGGGAAGAAAUUCUUCCCUGUGGUGGUGAUGAGACCCUGGAAUAGAUUUCCUAGGGAAGUCAUGGCAGCUCCAUCCCUGGAAAUAUCUGAGGCCAGGUUGGACAGGGCUUGGAGCAAGUGGAAAGGGAUUGGAAGUGGCUGAUCCCUAAGAUCCCCUUUCACCCAAACCAUUCCAGGGCUGUCAGUGGGAGUUGGUGAUUCCCACCUGGGCCUGGGCAGCCUCCAGUAUUCCCGACCUCCCGUGUGGUUUUUCGGGCUCCUCACAUCUCCCUUCUCAGGAAACACUUGGAAACGGAGGGAAUGACAAACGAUGGAAACGGGAUUUGCUUUGCUCAGCACUUUAUCCUUCAAAUCCUGCCUGUAUCCCUUUAAGUUAUUUAUAAGGAAUGGUUACUAAUGGACUAGGAUGAGGGAUUGGUGGAAGCAAUUCCAUCCCUGGGAUUAAUUAGAGUAAUAAAAGUGGAUGAAUUAAUUGCA